Molecule: messenger RNA, 2721 nt
Organism: Plenodomus lingam JN3
Lineage: Eukaryota; Fungi; Ascomycota; Dothideomycetes; Pleosporales; Leptosphaeriaceae
Source: RefSeq, a predicted model, not a curated record
AUGGUAGAUACGAGUCAUGACCUUCACCUUUUCGAUCAAGCUACUUCGGAUAUACAGAAUACCAUCUCAGAAAACCAUCGACAAGACUUCCUCUGCAAUGCUUCUGCGUCGCUCCUGUUGGAUGAAUUACAGGCGUCAUUUACUAGCACCUCCAUCUGCGAUCAACGACUAGUUGCAUGUAGCCAAAAGUUUGCGCUUCUCGUUCAAAACUUUGCACCUUACUUCGAAAUCCUUGCGCUAUGUGUGCAAUUGCGAUCAGAAUGGGCCAGCUGGCUCUGGGGUACCAUACGACUAGUCUUCAGAAUUAGCAGCAACCACCCUGUAUUUCUGGAGAAAGCUGCAGACAUGCUGGAAACCAUUGCGCAUAUCGUGUCGCCAUAUCGCCAGAUGUAUGAGGGUUGCAAUCGGAAUGGACCCGUCUCUCAUCUCGCUGUGCAGGACCUUCAUCUGGCAGCGCUCAUGUCCAAUGUUUAUGCAGAUAUUGUUUGUCUUUGUCUGGACCUCUACAAGAUUUUCUGUCGGUCCGCACGCGUACUAUGGAGACCUUUGGAUUACAGGUUCGCACGACUCGAGGUACGAUUGGUCCGUCAUCGGAAAUGGCUGGAAAGAGAGACGGAAGGCCAGGCUCAAAACUACUCGGAAAUUGCGAUGCACCGGCGGGAAUAUGCGACGUUUUUGAGUCGUCAGAGCGGAUUUACAGGCAACAAUGGUGAAGACUCUAACGAGCAAAUGUUGGCGAGGCGGAUAAGGAGAAUCGACAAGGCUAGAGAAUGGCUCUCAAAUGGGUCGCUCAUAUCAUGUCCCGAAACCCAUAGGUCUCAUCAGUCUCCGAUGUGUUCAUGUGACUGGUUCUUCAAAUCUCCUACAUAUCGCAGAUGGAAGAAUAUCCCAUUCGAACGAAGGAGAGCUGAUGAUUUGCAUGCCCUCGCAGGCGACUGGCAACAUCGAAUCCUAUUUGUACAAGCUAGAGAAGGUUUUGGCAAGACUACCAUCGCACAGGAAGUAGCAGCGAUACUCGAAGUGAAUGGCGACGGUCCUGAUCCUAGCACAGAGGCAUCGGCAACAGCUUCUUUCUAUUUCGACCUAAAACGUCCUCAAAUGUGUUAUGCAGAUCAGGCAAUGCGAUCACUGGCCUCUCAACUACUUUAUACGCACCGGCGCGAACCUUUGACAUUAGAUGCUGUGUGCCUUAUGCUACGCAGAACUUCUUUUCGUGAAACGGCGACAACAGAAGAAGUGAUGGCAGUCCUCUCUCUCCUGUUACAUCAGCAUCCCACCUAUCUCGUCAUCGAUGGAGUCGAUGAGUGCAAUGAUAUCGAAGUUCUACUAACAUCAUUAGCACAGCUGAGUCGAAAAUCCGACACGAGAGCCAUUCUGUUCAGCAGACCAAACAUCAAAAUCCCACUGGAGUAUCAAAAGUGGGCAUCUGAUGCUCCACAUAUUUUCACUUUAACAAACCAACAUAACGCAGUUGCCAUUGAGCAUUUCCUUUCCCAACUUCUAAAUCAAAUGGCAGAUCAAGGAUUCUUCGGCAUAGCGAUUGACCGUACGAUCAUACCUCGUGUGGCGCAAGUGUCGAAUGGCGAACUUUUAUGGGUUCGCAUACUCUUAAAUUUGCUGCAGUCACCUGUACUGUCUGCCAGAGAGCGAUACGCAACGCUGCAGAAUGUUCAGUUUCUACGAGGUCUCGAAACACUCUAUCACAGCGUUCUCGUUGCUCUACAGCGUCGAUCAGCCCGUGAAAGGCGGAUGAUAGCUGAUGCUUUCCGAUGGUUAUCAUUUUCAAUACACAGCUUGAGUCCAUCUGCAAUGGGAACCGCUCUUUCCGCUGUCGAGGACCAUUCAUCGGAUAUGGUAGAUGGAUACGAUCUUUUACACUCCCUGCCCGAGCUCACUUGUGGGCUUUUGCACCUUGAGAAUGGAACCAUUACAUUUACUCAUCGCUCAAUACCCGAUUUCCUCCAAGCCCAUGCAACUCAGCUAUCGGAAUUCAGCCUAUGCAGUGAAAACGAAGCCCACGCUCAGCUCGCCGCACGCUGUCUAUUACAACUUGCCUGCAAUAUGCCUCAGCAGCCCCUAGGAGCACUGCGACCGCCAUCUCCACCGAGACCUCCUAUCAUAGCUUCGAGCAGCAGCGCAAGCCAACGCACAAAUAGAUCAGAGGACAGCGGAUACAAGUCACUUUCCUCAUCUGACGGAGACAGUGCUAUUAUGCAACCUGCUCAAGGAACGAAUGAGCAUGAUCCGCGCAAUCACAACCUGCGUACUUUAGCUUUCGACUCGCAUCUGCCGUUUCUCCGCUACACAGCACUCUGCUGGCCUAUACAUCUCAGCCGCGCGCUCUCACCCAGCCUCCACAACAUCGAUCUCUCAUCACCUGAAUCCUACCCCUACCUCCCUGCCCUUUAUGCCUUUCUCAGCUCACGUCUCGCAAUCACAGUAUGGGUCGAAGCAUCCUAUCGCUACAACUUGCCGCCAACACUGUCGAGGCUUGUCGGUCCUUUAUCAGAUCUGAAAAGUGAGAUAUCGCCUGCGACUGUGAAGGGUAGGGAAUUGCGCUUUGUGGUCACUGCGUUGAGGGAAUUGAGUGAGAGGUUGGUGGAGUUGAAGAGGGGGUUUGAGGGGGCGCUGAGGCAGAAUCCGAGUUUGAUUUGGCAGAUGACUGGGCUUGGGGUUGGGGCUUAUUGGCCGGUUUGGGAGGAGAUUCUGGGUGUGGAUUGA